Molecule: messenger RNA, 1827 nt
Organism: Hansenula anomala
Lineage: Eukaryota; Fungi; Ascomycota; Saccharomycetes; Phaffomycetales; Wickerhamomycetaceae
Gene: RPH1
Product: Rph1p
Exons: 1
Biological process (GO): chromatin remodeling
Cellular component (GO): nucleus
Molecular function (GO): histone H3K36 demethylase activity; histone H3K9 demethylase activity
Source: RefSeq, a predicted model, not a curated record
AUGGAUUCAACGCAAGAACAAACCAGCACCUGGUCUAACAUUGAGCCAUCAGAGGUUUCUGACGGUGUUCCGAUUUUUAGACCUUCGUUCGAAGAGUUUAAAGACUUUGAAAAGUAUAUGAAAGCUAUCAACAAGUAUGGGAUGCAAUCAGGUGUCGUUAAGGUUAUACCUCCAAAAGAAUGGAUCCAAAGCUUACCACAGAUCACAACAGAAGCGCUAAAGUCAAUCAAGAUAAGAAAUCCAAUCGUUCAGCACAUUAGCGGUAAUAAUGGUGUUUUCGGUCAACAAAAUAUCGAAAAGAAGAGAACUUUUAAUAUUGUUCAAUGGAAGGCAUUAUCAGAAGAACCAAACAAUCAACCACCAGCCCCAAGGGGUAAAGUUAGAAAAUCAAAUGUCAAUACCAGACUCAAUAAAAGAAUUUUGGCAAGUAAAAAUCAUAAUGAUGAAAAACUGUUUGACAAUUUUGAAUACAACAUUGACACUUCAGAAUUUACCCCGGAAAGAUGUGAAGCCUUGGAAAAAUCUUAUUGGAAAUCAUUAACCUACGCCGAACCAGUGUAUGGUGCGGAUAUGAUUGGGUCGGUAUUUGAUGAUUCAGUGAAGAUUUGGAACGUUGCUCAUUUACCAAAUGUAUUGGAUUUUAUGGAUCAGAAAUUACCUGGUGUUAACGAUGCCUACUUAUAUGCUGGACUUUGGAAAGCUACUUUCUCAUGGCAUUUAGAGGAUCAAGAUCUUUACUCAAUAAACUACAUUCACUUCGGUGCUCCAAAGCAGUGGUACUCUAUCCCGCAAGCUUAUAAACAAAAAUUUGAUGAUGUUAUGAAAGAGACAUUUCCACAGGAUUACCAAAAUUGUCAUGACUUCUUAAGACACAAAACGUUCUUGGUAUCACCAACUUACCUUGAAUCCAAAGGUAUCAAAGUGAAUAAAGUUGUACACCAUGAGCAAGAAUUCAUGAUAACGUAUCCAUAUGGCUAUCAUGCAGGGUUGAACUACGGUUAUAAUGUUGCUGAAUCUGUCAAUUUCGCAAUCGAUGAAUGGUUUGAAUUUGGACUAAAGACUUCCAAAUGUCUUUGUGUUGCUGAUUCUGUGGGAAUUGAUGUCGAAAGAUUAAUCAGAAGAGUUCGUGGUGAACCUGAGCCUGUUGAAGAAACCCCAGUUCCAGAGGCAGAGGUCAAGAGAGAAAAAGAACCCGAAGUUCAGAAAAUUGAAUCUACACCAAAGAAAAGAAAGGUUAAUCCAAUCAAGGAUACAGUGGAACCCCCAAAACCAAAAGGGCCACAAUGUAUAUUAUGCCCAAAUUCUUUACCAUCUAGACAAUUGAAGUUCACUGAUUAUGAACUGAUAAUCACAGAGAAAUCUUUGAAAGGUGGGAAGCAGGAGUAUUGCCAUAGAAUAUGUGCGAACUUGAUUCCAGAAGUUGAAGUUAUUGAUGAUAUUGAAAAAGGUGAUUAUGUUAAGGGCAUUGAAACUAUUCCAAAUGCAAGAAAAAGUCUUAAAUGUGUCUUUUGUCAUGUCAAAAAAGGUGCUUGCUUCCAAUGCUCUGCUCCUAAAUGUACCAGGGCAUUUCAUGCUACUUGUGCCCUCCCAUGUGGUGUUUACUUUGCCUCACGAAAUGAGUUCUACUGCAAAGUUCAUAGACCAAAAUUUGAAGAUAAUUCAACAUAUCUGUCAACUUUAUGUCUGGGUGAUAUGAUUCAAGGUAAAUUCAGUGAUUAUUUUGCAGGCUCCAUAAUCACAAAUAAUAAGUCAGAAAGAUCGCUAACUGUUGAUAUCUAUCCAAUUGACACCAACAGAAACUCAAUUGAAAUACCAUAUGAAGCCGUU